This is a messenger RNA of Cajanus cajan (pigeon pea), 3522 nucleotides long. RefSeq lists its product as uncharacterized. NCBI's taxonomy places the organism in Eukaryota, Viridiplantae, Streptophyta, Magnoliopsida, Fabales, Fabaceae. The record is from RefSeq and is a predicted model, not a curated record.
GUUGGAACAAGGAAAUCCUAAAAGGUGAGUUUUCUAAGUUAUUGUGUGCGGAGAGUUGAAUGUUUUGGUUGGAUCGCGUUGUUCUCGGUUUGUGUGUGUGAUCGAUAUCCCUUUGGAUCUCUUGAGAAUCUAUGGUGGUGUGAGAGAUCUAAGGUGGGGAUGGUGACGGUGAAUCUGGGUAUGCUUCAUUAUGUGUUGGACCAUAUAUACGGAGCAUUCAUGCACAGAACUAAGAUGAGCACGCCGUUCUUCUCGCGAGGGUGGGGUGGGACGAAACUGGAGAUGCUGGAGAGGAUGAUAAAGCAAUUGUUCCCGGAAGUGCAAGUGGCGGGGCAGAAUUGGCCUCCCACUAUGAUUGAACCGGUUUGGAGAACCCUUUGGGAGACCAAGACGGCUACUUUGAGAGAAGGGGUAUUCAGAACCCCUUGUGAGGACCAACUGCUUGCUGCAUUGCCCCCUGAGAGCCACACUGCAAGGGUUGCAUUCCUCAUCCCCAAGCCUCUCCCCCCUCACAAAAUGGCCUGCGUCCUUCAUCUUGCUGGAACCGGAGACCACUCAUUUGAGAGAAGAUUGCGCCUUGGUGGACCUCUCGUCAAGCAAAACAUUGCAACCAUGGUACUUGAGAGUCCAUUUUAUGGACAAAGACGGCCUAUGCUGCAGCGUGGUGCAAAACUUUUGUGUGUUAGUGACUUGCUUUUAUUAGGAAAAGCAACCAUUGAAGAGGCACGCAGUCUCUUACACUGGUUGGACUCUCAGGCAGGUUUUGGCAAGAUGGGUGUUUGUGGACUUAGUAUGGGAGGAGUGCAUGCUGCUAUGGUUGGAUCACUUCACCCUACACCUGUUGCAACACUCCCUUUUCUAUCUCCACAUUCUGCCGUUGUCGCAUUCUGUGAGGGGAUUUUGCAGCAUGGCACUGCCUGGGAAGCGCUCAGGGAGGAUCUUGCUGCCCAGAAGGUUGCAAUGACUCUCGAGGAGGUUAGAGAACGAAUGAGAAAUGUUCUGUCUCUCACAGAUGUCACACGCUUUCCAAUUCCCAAAAACCCCAAUGCUGUAAUCUUUGUUGCUGCCACUCAAUCUGAAAACACAAACUUUUCUGCCUUAUUUUCUUCCUGUUCCUAAAUCUGGCUAUUGCUGUGACAAUCAAAAUCAAGCUAAAAGUUUAUCAAACCUGAGAGAAUAUCAGUUAGGUGCACUGGUACAUAUGAAGUGCAUUUGAUACAUAUUAAGGUACAAGACAAGGUAACAGUAAAUGCACCAUAGAAGGAAGGGAAUAAUCUGUAUAUUAUUCACUCUUAUCAAAUGAUACAAACGAAAGGGUCUAUAUAGCCAACGUUUGAAGCAAGGCGACAAAAGAGAGGAAUGAAAAACGUGCAGCACUAGAAACAGAAAAGGAAAAAUAGAAUCUAGUUUGUUACACGAGAGAGAAAGAAAAUAUCCACUAUUGAGCAUGACUCCGUUGAGCAUGACUGCAUCAUGCAUGCAAUCACUCAUCACCAUCAUUUAUGCUCUACGAUAAUACCCCCUCUCAAGCUGGUGGGCGAAAAAUAUCAAGCACACCAAGCUUGGUUAGGAAGUCAUGGAAGAGCUUUGGAAACAAGGCUUUAGUGAAGAAAUCAGCCAGCUGAGCUUUGGAAGGUAUGGGAAGAAGAUGCAUGAGUCCAGCUUGCAGCUUUUCUCUGACCAAGUGACAAUCCAUUUCCAAAUACUUUGUGCGUUCAUGAAACACAGGAUUGUGUGCUAUGUCUAAAGCACUUUGGUUGUCACAGAACAACAAAUGAGAUUUUGGCAAGCAAACUCUGAGAUCUUGCAGCAAGAAAUGAAUCCAUUGAAGUUCACAAGUGGCAACACCAAGGGCUCUGUACUCUACCUCAGCAGAAGACCCGACAACUGUGGGUUGUUUCUUGGAUCUCCAGCUAAUUAGAGCAUCUCCAACAAAGAAACAAUACCCUGUAAUUGAUCUACGAGUAUCCAAACAUCCGCCCCAAUUUGCAUCACAGAAGCCCUUCACUUGAAGUUGAGAAUUUCUAGGAAAGAAUAACCCAAGACCAGGGGAUCCUUUUAAGUAUCUCAGUAUCCUAGUGGUAGCUUUAUAAUGAGCCUGAGUUGGGGAAUUCAUGAACUGGCUGACUUGCUGAGUAGCAAAGGUGAUGUCUGGUCGUGUUGCUGUUAAAUAGAGCAAUCUCCCUACAAGUCUGCGAUAGGAAGGAGCAUCUGUAUAAGGGGGGCUUGUAUCUUGUUGAAGAUGAAUGGCUGGGUCUAAUGGUGUGGAGGCUGGUUUACUGCCUAAGAGAGCUGUAUCUGUGAGAAGCUCCAAACAGUAUUUCCUUUGGCACAAAGAAAUUCCAACUGAUGAAUGAGCAAUUUCUAAGCCGAGAAAAUACUUCAAGGGACCAAGAUCUUUUAUGCCAAAAGCUGCAUGUAGAAUCCCUUUAACAAAGUCAAACUCAGUUAAGAAGAUGUAUUAUGUUUUAAGAAAAGAGAAUGGUCUACAACAGAGUGAGAAUAGCCCAGAUUCGGUAGAAAAGUUGAUAGCUUCUCAAACCAUUGUCUGCUAGCUUGUUUGAGCCCAUAUAGAGACUUGGUGAGUUUGCAAACUUGAUUUGGACUUGUAACAGUCAUGCCUUAUGGAACAAUCAUGUAGAUACCUUCCUUCAAAUCCCCAUGGAGGAAAGCAUUAUUCACAUCAAGUUGGUGAAGAUGCCAUCCUUUAAUAGCAGCUAAGGCAAGAAUGACUCUAAUGGUGGUUAGCUUGGCAACUAGAGAAAAGGUGUCCAAAUAGUCUAACCCUUCAAUUUGAGUAUAUCCCUUUGCUACCAACCGAGCUUUGAACCUUUCUAUGGUGCCAUCAGAUUUUCUCUUUACCUUGUAAACCCAUUUAUUACCUAUGGGAAUCACUCCCGGAGGGAGUUCAACAAUCUUCCAUGUUCCAUUGAGUUCAAGAGCUGAGAUUUCAGCUUCCAUGGCCUUUUCCAGUGAUCAAACUUGCUAGCUUCAGAAAAGGAUUUAGGUUCUGGGACGUCUGACAAACAAGCACUAUAGACAGCAUGUGAAGGUGACAAGGCAUGGAAAGAAACAUAAGACUCUAUUGGAUAAGGAAUACCUGAAUGAUGAUGCUGGGAAGAGAUGGAUGUAUUACAGUGAUAGUCUUGUAAAUAUGUGGGCCUUGUUUUAUCUCUGAGGGAUCUCCUGCAGAUUGUAGUAGGCUGUUCUUGGUUUGUUGGUGAUGGGGAAGAAGCUGUGGGAGAAAGAAGAGUAGGAGAUACCUAAGUAUGUGAAGAUGAAAUUUCUGUGUUAGUUUCCCCUGGCUGAAUAGGAUCUGAAUUGGUGAAAGAGGUGGGUGAAAAUGGUAUGGAGAUGCAUUGUGGUGCAGAAAAAUCUCCUGGUUGUGCAACAUUUAAGACAUAAGAAAAAAUGAGUUCUUCAAACUGCACAUUUCUAGAAACAUGUAUCAGCUUUGUAUUUAGAUCAUAAACCAUGUAACCUUUCGUUCCUGGUUUAUAUCCAAUAAAAAAUCAUUUGUGA